Messenger RNA from Vespa mandarinia (Asian giant hornet), 2163 nucleotides. RefSeq names its product motile sperm domain-containing protein 2. The record is from RefSeq and is a predicted model, not a curated record. Lineage: Eukaryota; Metazoa; Arthropoda; Insecta; Hymenoptera; Vespidae. Gene Ontology annotation, cellular component: endoplasmic reticulum-endosome membrane contact site; endomembrane system.
CAUAAGAAAGUGCAAUAAAUAUUUCAUUCGAUGUUACUAUGCGAUAUGAACUCGCAAUUGGAUGCGUACGUUAUCGUAAAUAAUCGGAAUAUUUGUUUACAAUAGAAAUUAAACUAUGUGUGAUCUUUAAUGAUAAUUAAAGAGUCGGCAUUUUUGAUAUAAAGAAACGACAGUUAUUAAUUCGAUAUGUUAUCUCAUUUCAAAUCGAUUUGUUGGAUAUAUUGACUUUAUGGCUCAUGCAACAGAUUAUUUUAAUAAAAUAUAGUACUACGAGAACAACGGAUAUGUACAAUUUUUAACGGAAAGAUUUGACGUAUAAAUGAACAAUUAACUAUUUCCCCAUCAUCAUAAUUUAAAGCCGGUCAAAGUGUAAUCUUACAGUAUCAGUUUACAAUAUCAAAGAUGGAAACGCGUGCUGAACUUAUUGCUGAAAUUCGCGAAAAAUUCUUUAAAAAAUUGGAGGAAGAAAGACCAUCUGACCCUAGAGGUUUUCAUCCAGCAGAUAUGGAUAGAAUAAAAUAUAAUGAUGAUUGGUUAAAGAGAUUCUUAGAACAUAAUGAAAAUGAUCUACAAGAAUCUCUAUCUAUGCUUUGGGAAUCUUGUACUUGGAGAAGAAAAGUUGGUGCAAAUGACAUUUCAGAGGAUAAUGUCAGAAAAGACUAUCUAGAAGAAGGAGUGAUUUUUAGUUAUGGUAAAGAUAAAGAUGGCAAAUCUCUUUUUAUUGUUAGAUCUAAACUAUAUGUUAAGGGAGCAAAGGACUUUGGGGAACUUCAGAGAUGCAUCAUUUAUUGGUUUGAAAGAUUAGAAAGGGAAGGAAAUGGAAAUCAAAUAUCAAUUUUUUUUGAUAUGGCGGAGACCGGCCUUUCAAAUAUGGAUAUGGAAUUCACAAAAUACUUGAUUGGUUUAUUCAAAUCUUAUUAUCCAAAUUUUCUAAAUUAUAUCAUAAUAUUUGAAAUGCCCUGGGUAUUAAAUGCAGCUUUUAAGAUAAUUAAGUCAUGGUUACCUGCUAAAGCAAUACCAAAGAUAAAAUUUGUUAAUAAAUCUAAUUUAAAAGAUUUUGUGGAUCCAAAUGAUAUACUUAAAUAUUGGGGCGGUACAAAUGAUUAUACUUUUACUUUUGUCUCGGAAGAACGAACGAGUACAGAAAAUGCAAUAAAUAACAAACUAGAUAACAAAAAGGUACAUUUCGUUGAAAGUUCUCCAUUAACAGAACAACCCCCAAGUGGAUUUGGAGAUCAAGUAAAUGAAGAACAAUUACUCUCAAUUGAACCAGAAGCAGUUACCUUCAACAAAGAAGGAAAUGAAAUCAUUGGCAGAAUUAUAUUAAAAAAUGUCACGAUAGAUAAACCUUUAUCUUACAAAAUUAAAACUACAUCACCACAGAAAUUUAGGGUAAGACCAAGUUCAGGUAUUAUAUCACCUUCAGAACGGUGCAGUGUUACAGUCGUUUUUCAACCGGGAUACAAUCUACGUGGACUCUCGAAUAAUGAUAGAUUUCUGGUAAUGUGUCUUCCUGUUAAAAAUGCUGCUGCAACCGCACAAGAAUUAACGACAAUAUGGAAGUCUGGUAAACCUGCUGAGCAACACAGAUUAAGAUGUUGCGAUGGUGCAAAUGAGAACAAUGAGGUACAGAAAACGUAUUCUAUAUUGUCAUCUGGUUCCAUAGAAGAGAAUCGUACGAUAGAUGCACUUUGCUCUAAGGUAAUUCAUUUGGAAGAAAAUUGCAACAAAUUAUACAAGGAAUUAAAAUAUCUCCAAAUAUUCUCUAUAAUAUUGACAGUCCUAAUGGCAAUUGCAGUUAUAUAUAUUUUAAGAAUUGAUAUACAAAAUGCUGAUCUUGAAAACUGCCAUAUUCAUCGUGGUAUAUAAAAUAUAUGUUAAAACAUGAAAUCUAGUCUAAAAUAUAUGAGACCAUUUCUUGGUAUGGUUUUUAUAAAAUUCAAGUAUUUAGGUGUGGAUACAUUUUGCUAAAAAUCGUUAUUCUUAUUAGAUUACUAUAAAGAAAAAGAAAGGAGGGGGAAAAAAACAAAAAAAAAAAAAAAAACAAAAACAUUGUUAUAGAAUUAUAUUUAUCUCAAAUUUCGACUAUGUCUAAUAUGUUUACUUGUCCCAUUUCAUAUUUUUUGACAUUAAACAAUAAAUAUUGUGAGCUUUGUUAUAAAA